UUCACUCUCCAGUAGCCCUACACUCACCGGAGGUGACAGGGUAAUUUAAAGUGACGGUAAUGUCUACUCAGUAAACGUGGAUGAUGCCUGUAGCCUAAUAGUAAUGUUUUCCCGUCACUUUAUUACGGCAAUUGUUGUAUCAUAUUUUCUUCUCAGAAGUGAGACAGAAGCCACGAGCCCUGUGAAUGUGAGCGUGGCUGUGGAUGCAGUGCCUGUGGCUGGACGCUCUGAGGUUCCCCUGGCGACCUGCACAGCUUCCACAGCGGAGUCUGCUGCUGAGGUGUCAUGGCAUUUGGGCACUUUCUCUGAUGCUGUGAGGAUAUCGACCAGCACAGUGAAACAUCUGAAUGGGACGUUUACUGUCAAAAGUAGUCUGAUUGCUACUCCUACUGUACAGAUGAAUCAACAGCUUGUCAAGUGUGCGAUCAGACAUGCAAUGAUGAAAGAGGAAGUGGAAAUUGAUCACAAGAUCACUGUGCACUAUCCACCUCAACUGGUGUUUGUGACACCUUUCAAAAAUCACUCUAAUGCUGAAGUAUAUCAGUGUGAGGCAGAUGCCAAUCCUGCAGCUACACACUUCAGCUGGCACAGCCACGAGCCCUGUGAAUGUGAGCUUGACUGUGGAUGCAGUGCCUGUGGCUGGACGCUCUGAGGUUCCCCUGGCGACCUGCACAGCUUCCACAGCGGAGCCUGCUGCUGAGGUGUCCUGGCAUUUGGGCACUUUCUCUAAUUCUGUGAGGAUAUCGACCAGCACAGUGAAACAUCUGAAUGGGACAUUUACUGUCAAAAGCAGUCUGAUUGCUACUCCUACUGUACAGAUGAAUCAACAGCUUGUCAAGUGUGUGAUCAGACAUGCCACGAUGAAAGAGGAAUUGAGAAUUGAUCACAAGAUCAAUGUGCACUAUCCACCUCAGCUGGUGUUUGUGACACCUUUCGAAAAUCACUCUAAUGCUGAAGUCUAUCAGUGUGAGGCAGAUGCCAAUCCUGCAGCUACACACUUCAGCUGGCACAGCAAACACCAGACUAUCCCUAAUGAUGUCAUUAAAAUAGAAGGGAACAAAAUCAUCUUCUUGGAAUUGACGUCUGACCUCAAUGGCAUGUAUAUCUGUAAAGCUUCAAACGAGUAUGGUACAGGAAUCGGCUCACUCUACUGGCAAAAAGGUGACAGUGGCUACCCCCUGAGACGCUGGCUCCUCACCCCAUUUUUAAACCCACAGAGCUCAGAGGAAACUCAUUAUAACGGGGUCCACUCUCAUGCCCGCACAGCUGUGGAGCGUGCCAUCGGCAUCCUGAAAUGCAGAUGCCGUGCUCUGGAUGCCUCGGAUGGCAGACUUUUAUACCAUCCAUCAAAAGUGUGCAAGAUUAUAAGGGCGUGUGGUGUUUUGCACAAUAUAGCACUGAGGAAUGGUAUUCCUCUCUCUCCUGAUCUCCCUCUUCCCCAGCAUUAUGGCCCCGAGCCACAGCCCCCUGGCCGACAAGAGGGAUAUCAACAAGGUGCAAGAAUCCAUGAGAACUCGAGGACUGCGUCAGUGAGUACCCGACCACUUUUGGAUGUGCCAGACGCAGAAGAUGCACCGCUUUGAGCCGGACGCUGUGCAUCUGCAUCUGAGAACCCCUCACACUGAACCUCCUGUUCACCCACAGCUUCAGACUCCAGAAG
Molecule: messenger RNA, 1660 nt
Organism: Megalobrama amblycephala (Wuchang bream)
Lineage: Eukaryota; Metazoa; Chordata; Actinopteri; Cypriniformes; Xenocyprididae
Product: nectin-3-like protein
Exons: 8
Coding region: 528-1583 (351 amino acids)
Biological process (GO): heterophilic cell-cell adhesion; homophilic cell-cell adhesion
Cellular component (GO): adherens junction
Source: RefSeq, a predicted model, not a curated record